Molecule: messenger RNA, 522 nt
Organism: Rosa chinensis
Lineage: Eukaryota; Viridiplantae; Streptophyta; Magnoliopsida; Rosales; Rosaceae
Product: lachrymatory-factor synthase
Exons: 1
Coding region: 1-522 (173 amino acids)
Source: RefSeq, a predicted model, not a curated record
AUGGAACAUACUACCCAAAUAUUGUUUCAUGACCAGCGACAACCGAAAUGGGAAGGCAAGGCUACUGCAGAGCUACGAGGUCCAAAAGCAGAACAAGUGUGGCCUUUGCUGGAGGACUUCUUCGGCCUACACAAGUGGUUCCCAACCCUCCCCACUUGCCUUCCUGUGCAAGGCGUAUCCGGGCAGCCAGGCUGCGUGCGCUACUGCGCCGGAAUUAAGACUCCGGUUGAUCGCGAAAGCGACGGGCUAGAGCAUGUGAACUGGUCUAAGCAGCAGCUACUGUCCAUAGACCCAAGCCAGCUGACCUAUAGCUAUUCCAUUAUAGAUGGGAAUAUUGGGUUCAACUCGUACAUUGCAACCAUACGAGUGUUGCCCAAGGAAGAUGGGUGCAGCAUUGAGUGGAAGUAUGAGGUUGAGCCAAUUGAGGGGUGGACACUGAUGAAUCUUGACAUGCUUAUCGGCCCUGGUUUGCAACUUAUGGCGAGAAAAAUGGAAGCUAGCCUUGGUCAGUAUAAAGUUUGA